AUGGUGUUUGACUCUGGUACAGCGGCGCCCGAGAAGGCUCAAGAACCGGUAGCAGGGACAGAAUGGGAUAGCGACGGCGGGCGUGGCGACACGGCCUGCCUCCCUAUCGCCAUUGUCGGCCUCAGUGGUCGAUUUCCUGGCUCGGCGACGGACCCCUCCGGGCUUUGGGACAUGCUUCUCUCCGGACGUACCGCGUGGACGCCUGGCCCGGGACGACGACGGUUCAAUAUGAAGGCCUUCCAGGAAUUAUCAGGCAACAGAGCCGGAACGACUACCACCGGGGGAGCACACUUCCUGCGCGAAGAUAUUGCGGCGUUCGACGCGAACUUCUUUGGAAUUCAUGCGGUCGAAGCGACGGCGAUGGAUCCGCAGCAGCGGCUGCAACUCGAGGUGGCUUACGAGGCCUUUGAAAACGCCGGAAUGACCAUGGAUGCUCUUUGGGGGUCCCAAACCGGCGUAUAUGUCGGCCAGUGGGCACAAGAUUACCAUGAGUCUGUCACCCGCGAUCCCCAACAUCCACCUUCCUACCUGGUCACAGGUACAGGUGCUGCCAUGACCUCCAACCGCAUCUCCCACUUCUUCAAUCUGCAUGGACCAAGCUUCACGGUUGAUACAGGCUGCUCCGCAAGCAUGGUUGCCCUGCAUCAAGCGGUACAGAGCCUUCGUGCUGGGGAGACAACGCAGUGCUUCGUCGGCGGUGUCAACCUCCUGCUGGAUCCGCAGCGCUUCACCUACGGAAGCCAGAUGAAGAUGGUUUCCCGGGAGGGGAGGUCAUUCUCGUUCGAUGCGCGAGCCACUGGGUACGGACGGGGAGAAUGCUGUGCCGGUGUCGUCUUGAAGCCUCUCUCGGCGGCCCUGCGAGACGGCGACCCCGUUCGUGCCGUAAUCCGCAACUCAGUGCUGAAUCAGGACGGUAGAACUCCGGGAAUCACCGUGCCCAGUGCGAAGGCCCAGAGGGAGGCCAUCUGGAAUGCGUACCAACAGGCGAAUUUGGACACGCAUGCCGACUAUGUCGAAGCGCAUGGGACCGGAACCAAGGUCGGGGAUCCGAUCGAGGCCAGCGCCAUUGCUGCCGUGCUGGGGCAGCACCGAAGGCCCGAGUGCGCUUUGCCGAUUGGAUCUAUCAAAGGCAAUAUAGGACACACCGAGUCGGCUGCUGGACUGGCUGGGUUAAUCAAGGCGGUCCUCAUGCUGGAGCAUGGCAUCAUCCCGGCUCAGGCCAACUACCAGACAUGCAAUCCUGAUAUUCCACUGGAGAACUGGGGUUUGCGUAUCCCCGUCAGAGCCGAAAAACCAGAUGUUCUUGGUCGAAUUUCCGUUAAUAGCUUCGGAUAUGGAGGUACCAAUGCGCAUAUCGUGGUCGACUCCUUGGAUAAGGUCAUAUCUCAUCUUUCUCCUUCCCCUGCCCGUUUCUCUGUGACGAGCUCGUCAACGCAAAAGCUGCGUGUCUUUGUUAUCAGCGCGGCUAGCGAGAAAGCGUGCCAGAGAGCUUGCCUUCAGCUGGCUCGCUACCUUGUGCUCGACCAUGCUGGCCACCGAGGCGAGGAUGAUUGGCUUGCCCGAGUAGCCUACACGCUGGGAAACAAGCGAUCCACCCACCGUCACCAGGUGGCUUUGGUGGCAUCGACUGUAGAUGAUCUCGUAACACAACUUAUGAACGCAGCUCACAGUCCAAUCCCGGAAAAAGAGCCAAAGGCCUCUGCACGUAUCGCCCUGGUCUUUGGCGGACAAGGGGCGCAAUAUCCACGCAUGGGGUGUGAUCUCCUUCAGGCUCACCCGGUCUUCGCCCAAUCCCUCGAGCGCGCCCGUGAACAGCUGUUCAGGCUGGGCUGUCCGUGGGAUCUAAUAUCCGAGCUGCGCCGAGAGGAAGCUGACUCUCGGAUUAAUGACCCGGCACUUUCCCAGCCGUUAACGACGGCGAUCCAGCUUGCCCUGGUGGACACCCUGUCUAGCUUCGGGGUCUUUCCCUGUGCGGUAGUGGGACACUCUAGCGGGGAGAUUGCUGCCACGUAUGCUGCCCAUGCCAUCUCGCUCGAAGAUGCCAUGACGGCGGCUUACUUCCGUGGGCAAUUGACCAGCAAAUUGGUCACUGAGAAUCUGCAAUCUUCUCCCGGGGGGAUGAUGGCAGUUGGGGCAGCUCCCGCGGUGGUUGAGCAGCAUAUCCGGAGGGUUGGCACAGCCGACGGUAGCAUUGGCAUUGCAUGCUACAACAGUCCCUCGAGCGUGACUGUCUCCGGCGACUCAGCUGCAAUUGACCGGCUCAAGCACGUUCUAGACGGGGAGGGCAUCUUCAACCGCAAGUUGAGCACCAACGGCGCGGCUUAUCAUUCUCAUCAUAUGGAACGCAUCAAAGAGGCAUAUGAGUCUUCACUGAAAGCACUUCCCGCGGGAACGGUCGGCUCAUCGGUGCGGAUGUUUAGCACGGUCACGGGCAAGGCCCUAGACCAGAAAUCGCUAAUCGACGGUCACUACUGGACGCAGAACCUAACCAGCCCCGUUCUGUUCUCACAAGCAUUCAGCAGCAUGUGCCAGCAGGAGUUUAAUGGCCUUCCUGUUGAUACGCUGAUUGAAGUUGGACCCCACUCGCAGCUGGCCGGACCGGUGAAGGAAACCCUGCGAUCCCUACGAGGAUCCCUAGAGGGUAUAAACCACACUCACACACUUUUGCGGGGCGCCCAAGACGCAGCAGUGACAUUCCUCCAAUGUCUCACUUUCCUGCAUAUUUCUAACGGGACUGUGAAUUUAAACGACCUCAAUCAGGAUGGUCCCCCGGCUAGGCCGCUUGUUGACCUCCCCCCUUAUCCCUUCGACCAUGGCCGCACCUAUUGGCACAAGAGUCGUCUGUCCGAGACCUACCGGCACCGGCCUCACGUACCGCAUGAACUCUUGGGUACUCUGUCGCUAGAUGUCAACCGCUUGGAGCCAAAAUGGCGCCACUUCCUGAGCCUGAAGGAGUGUCCUUGGCUACGAAACCAUCGGGUCCAGGGACAAAUCGUCUUCCCAGCAGCGGGCUAUAUCACGAUGGCCGUGCAAGCGAUUAGACAGCACAUUUAUAACACGGACCCGACCAGUCACGUCCACAGUGUCCGUUUGCGAGACAUUAGCUUCGGGAAGGCACUGGCCUUGAGCGAAGACGAUCCAGGGCCGGGACAGGAGAUUUGCUUGUCACUGCGUCCCCAAGCGCGAUCUGCACGCGAGUCAUCGUCCAUCUGGAGCGAGUUCCGAAUCUUCACAGUCGAUAGCGAGCAAUCGUGGACUGAGCAUUGUCGUGGCUUGAUUCGCACAGAGGCUGACCCCGUAAACGAGCACUACCCUCUUGGCGUAACCCCAGAUGACGCAAAGCGCAUCGACAAGCAAUGCAAACGGCUGACGGACCCGCGGAAGUUCUACCAAAUAGGCGACGGAGUUGGCCUGGGUUGGCGGUCCCCUUUUGAGAGCUUGUGCGCUAUCCGAACUAGCAGGCACUCUACCCAUGUGUCUGUACGGGUUCCCAACCUGCCCGUAGCCCCGGGCGGCAUGGGAGACUGGCUAUCCCCUCCAGCCCUUGAUGCAGCCUUGUUCCAGAGUGGUGUGUCGCUGCUGUUCCUUGAGGAUGGGCUCCAGUCCCCGUGCAUGCCGGUCUUCGUCAAACAAUUGCGGAUCGCCAACCGAUCGACAGAGGCAAAUACCGAGCUUGUCUGCGCAGCAAAGUCGUGUAAUAAUAGCAAGCCCUCGUCGAUUCUCGAUGUUCGCGUACAACAACACUCUGGAGGCACUGAGAGCCCCGUGAUGGUCCUCGAGGCCGAAGGUAUUCGGCUGAAGACUCUACCGGGCGCUGUAGCAGACAGUCGCAACUCGCGAGAAAUUUGUCAUGGCAUGGAGUGGGUAGCAUGGAUGGAUGAUAAGACGACAGCCCAUCAUUGUCGGGAUAGGUGUCAGGCCGUCGUCCCCUCAGGAUCUUUUGCUGAGCAAGAUCGCAUACUCAAUGCCCUGGCGUUGGGUCAUAUCCAGCGCGCGCUCGAAGAAGUCCCGAACCCGACCGAUAUCCCAGACGGUUACCUGCGCCACCAGUUUGCUUGGAUGAAGACUGUUGCCGGUCGGGGCACAUCUCACUUUGGGAACUCUCAUUCGGAAAUCGAGAUGGCCUGCCUCGACCUGGAUCUGGGGCCAGUGGGCGAUGUGAUCGCUCGCUUGGGCCCGCACCUAUCCAGCAUCCUUACCUGCCGCACGGAUCCGUUGUCCCUGCUGUCGCAGGAUAAUCUCCUGUCCCGACUCUACUCGACCGACGACCAGCGCCGUUGCUAUUCUCAAAUGGCUGCAUACUGCCAUGAGCUAGGCCGACAAGCAUCCGGCCUGCGGGUCCUCGAAAUCGGGGCCGGUACGGCAUCUACAACCAUCCUUAUCCUGCAGGCCCUGAGGAAGGCAGGGCGCAGCGCCGUGCACCAGUACGACUUUACUGACAUCUCCCCGGGCUUCUUUAGCGCGGCUAAGGAGAGACUUGGGGAUCUGGCGGAUGUAGUCGAAUUCACCGUCUUGGACAUCGAACGCGACCCGAUAAAGCAAGGAUUCGCCGAAGGUAGCUACGACUUGAUCAUUGCGACUAACGUCAUUCACGCGACCAAGCAUAUCGAUCGGACCCUGCGCCAUGUACACUCUGUUCUUCGACCAGGGGGAAGAUUCAUGAUGAUGGAAGUCACGCGGGAAACCCUCUAUUGCAACCUGGUGUUCGGGACGCUCCCGGGAUGGUGGUCGGGCCAUGACGACGGGAGAACGGUAGCUCCCACACUCACUGGGCCGGAAUGGUUGCGCCGGUUGCAACAGGCUGACUUUGCCAAUGCGGAGGUGUGGUUUCGAGACUAUGAGGAGGAUGAUGGGGGAAAGUUCAGCGUGUUCAUUGCAGAGGCCCCUUCGUCAUCCCAGUCCACGGCUGAUGGUACUCCCUUGCCUACGCUUCGGUUCGUGACCACCGACGCAAACCUAUCUCGAGUGACAAGUACCGACUCUAAACGUUGGCUUCACUUGCUCGAGAGAGAACUCGACACUUCUCAGGGAAGCAUCUCCGCUCACUCUCUAUUAAUGUCUGCCGCGGAAGACGGAAUUGUCAUCAUGCUACCGGAGGUGGCUCAACAGUUAUGUCGCAGCCCUGAUCCUAAGUGUUGGGAACAAUUCAAACGUUGGGUUCUCCAAGUGCGCACCGUCCUGUUCGUGAGCAUCAGCGCCACGGACAGUGCCGAUGAGGCUGAGACCGGUCUCUGGGCUGGGCUUGCCCGAACACUGCACCUGGAGCAUGCUGAUAUCCGCGCAGUGACUCUCAACCUGCGGUGUGGCCCCGAGCAGGUACUGCCGAAGCUUGUAAAAGUGCUACCCCGUCUGCUACGCAGUGCGACGUUUGAUCAGUCCCGGCUCGCUACUGAGGUCGAGGAUGAGUUUGCAGAGGAAGACGACCGACUUCUUGUGGCACGAGCCUUUCAUCGCCCAGACAUCAGCGAUUAUGUCAGGCGUGUCGGGCAACACGCAGAGCCCGGGAUGGUUCCCUUCCUAGGUACUGGACGGCCGCUGACGGCUGAGCUCGCAGUCCCCGGUCUACUGGAGACUCUUCGCUGGAAGGACGACCUUGACGCCCCUGAGCUGGGCCCGGACGAUGUCCGGUUGGAGCUUCGGGCCGCCAGCAUCAACUUCAAGGAUGUCCUGAUUGCGGCGGGCCAGCUAGAAAGCUACGUUCAGCUCCGAAACGACUGCAGCGGGGUCGUCCUCGACGUCGGAGCCAACAUGCGGGAUCGCUUCCGGCCCGGAGACCGCGUGUGUGCCCUAUACUCGCGGGCCUACACCAAUUACCCAGUCGUUCACGGCGACUGCUGCCACAUCGUGCCGGAUGCCAUGUCUUUCGCCGAAGCAGCCUCGCUCCCUAUAGUCGGCACUACGGUGUACUAUUGUCUCAUCGAUAAGGCUCGCCUGCGCAAUGGUGAUAAAAUCUUGGUUCACUCAGCCGCCGGAGCAGUUGGCCAAGCUGCGAUCAGCUUAGCUCAACAUAUCGGGGCUGAAGUUUUUGCGACCGCAGGCAACGAGGCGAAGCGAGAGUUCUUGCAAAGGCGAUUCGGCCUGGCGGCUGACCAUAUCUACUCCAGCCGGAAAACGGCAUUUGCGGGUAGGAUCAAGCAAGUCACUGAUGGGUAUGGGGUCGAUGUUGUUCUGAACUCGCUCGGUGGCGAGGCCUUCCGCGAGAGUACCAAUCUCGUCGCCCCAUUUGGGCGCUUCAUCGAGAUCGGACGUAAGGAUCUGGAGGAUGAUGCCCUGAUGCCCAUAGAGUUCCUCCUCCGCAACGUGACGUUUGCCUACGUGGACUUUAGCAUUAUCAUCGAGCAGGACAAGGCACUGGCAAGGCGCUUGCUGAAGUCGGUUGUCUCACUCACCGCCACCGGUUCGAUCCAACCGGUGUCCCUGACUACGAUGCCUGUCUCAGAAAUCGAGCGCGCUUUCCGUCACAUCCAGAAGGGGGACCAUAUAGGCAAGAUUAUCCUCACUGUUGAGAAGGAUCAGCAAGUAAAGGCCAUCCCACCAGUACCACCACCAGCACAGCUCCGACCGGAUGCCAGCUACCUCGUGGUUGGAGGCUUCGGCGGGCUGGGGCGAGCCAUGCUCUCUUGGAUGGCAGACCACGGAGCGCGAUAUCUCAUAUCCUUUUCCCGCUCGGGUGCCGUGGACCCGCGCAGUCAUGACCUCAUUUCCGAGCUUGAAGCCCGGGGCGUACAUGUGCUUGCCAAAGCCGGGGAUGUGGCGUCGUCGGACGAUGUCGCCUCGCUGACGACUGUCCCUGGCCGCUCAGGAUUUCCACCCGUGAGGGGGAUUAUCCAGUCCGGCAUGGUGCUCCAGGAUGCCCUUCUCGGCGAAAUGACCUGUGAGGACUGGCAGGCGGCGCUAACGCCCAAGGUUCGGGGCAGCCUCCAUCUGCACCACAUCCUCGGUCAAGACAUCGACUUCUUCAUCAGCCUCUCCUCCAUUGUGGCGAUGAGCGGUAACAUCGGACAGUCCAACUACGCCGCCGCCUGCAGCGUCCAGGACGCGCUGGCGCGGUAUCGCCGCGCCCACGGACUACCGGGCUACUCCAUCAACGUCGGAUGGGUGCUUGAUGCGGGCUACGUCAGUGAAAAUCCUCAAACGGCCGCCACGCUCCGUCGUCAGGGCUUCUCAUCCUCCCACCUCUCCGAACUCCUGGCGCUGAUCGAGUACGCCGUGACUGACGGUGGACGUGACGACGGCAACUGCGUCUGCUCUAUCGGACUGGCACCAUCCCACGGGAGUCUGCCCUCCAGCGGCAGCGUGAAUCAAUGGUUCUCACAACGGCGCUUUGCGCAUCUGGUCCGCCCCGAACAGACGCAGUCAAAGAUGUCAGGAUCGUCGGUCGACGUCUCCACCCUCCUCAGUAAAAUCAGUUGUUUCGAAGACGCGGUAGAGGUGGUUUGCCAGACUCUCCUGGAGCGACUGGGGAAACUGUUGGCUACACCUGUUGAGUCUCUCAGCGCGGCGAGGAGCCUGGACCAAUAUGGGGUGGACUCACUGGUGGCUGUCGAGCUGCACAACUGGAUCAUCGCCUACCUGCGGGCAAAUAUCACGCUGGUGUCCGUACGGGGGGCAAGUAGUAUCUAUAAACUUGCGCAGAUGGUUACCAAGGAGUCUGCGUUGGUUCCCCUGAAUGCCCUUCGUAACUGA
Molecule: messenger RNA, 7686 nt
Organism: Aspergillus udagawae
Lineage: Eukaryota; Fungi; Ascomycota; Eurotiomycetes; Eurotiales; Aspergillaceae
Product: type I iterative polyketide synthase
Exons: 6
Coding region: 1-7686 (2561 amino acids)
Biological process (GO): secondary metabolite biosynthetic process; fatty acid biosynthetic process
Molecular function (GO): oxidoreductase activity; phosphopantetheine binding; 3-oxoacyl-[acyl-carrier-protein] synthase activity
Source: RefSeq, a predicted model, not a curated record